Molecule: messenger RNA, 2153 nt
Organism: Coregonus clupeaformis (lake whitefish)
Lineage: Eukaryota; Metazoa; Chordata; Actinopteri; Salmoniformes; Salmonidae
Product: SCL-interrupting locus protein homolog
Exons: 7
Coding region: 1-1680 (559 amino acids)
Biological process (GO): centrosome duplication; protein localization to centrosome; mitotic spindle organization
Cellular component (GO): centrosome; centriole
Source: RefSeq, a predicted model, not a curated record
AUGUUGAGCUGCACCGCAAGGCCUGCCCCUUUGACCAGACAGCCAUCGCCACCGACAUCGAGCUGCUGCCUCUCAACACUGCCCUACUGCAGCUGGUGGGAGGACAGAUCCAGAAGCUACUUGAGGCCCAAGGGAAAGGAGAGAGCUCCUCUCCAUCCACUGAGCAGGCAGGCAGCCAUCCAGACACAGACCUCCCCAGGACAACAGACCAAGAGAAGUGUUAGCAUCGCUGUUGGCACAGGUGCUAGUCUGUUCUGGGGCGUCCCUGUCGAUGCCCCUGCUCGCGAUGAGGAGCGCCCACAGCCAGAGUGGCACACCGACACAGGGCCUGGCGCUCCCGAUGGCAGCAGGGCCUCCUCUAGUCGGAGCUCUGGCAGUGCCAGCCUUACCCACAGCAGGCACAUAGAUGGCUCGGAAGAAGAGAGCGGGGUCAGAGAGAGACGGGUGUCAGGCACACCAUCCAACCAGUCAACGCACCAGAGGACUCAGUCAGCAUUUGGAGACUGUUCUUUCCAGAGUCCAGUGUUGGGGGAGAGUGCCAGCAUGUACUACCAGUCCCAGUCUCCACAGAGGGACGGCACCAAGAGUCAGGAGCCCAGGGCGGUGGAGGACGAUCAGCGGUUUUAUCAGGAUCUACUGGGCCAAGUGAACAGCCGUCUCCAGGGAUCAGUGAACGAGGAGGUCAAAGAGGAAGAAGAUCGAAGCACCUCGUACACACUGCGAGAGAGACACAGCUUGUCCCCUAGACAAGUGUCCCACUGUCAGUCCCAGCAGUCAUCCCCUAGCCCUGUUCCCGUCAGCUCCCGGAGGCCGGAGCCCAAAGUAGAGCAGCAGUCAGGAGGAAGGGACCAGGUGCUCCACGCCACGCUGCGCCAGCUGCAGCAGCUAGGGGUCAACGUGGACCUGGACUCUGCCGACCCCGGGGGCAAGACCACGCGCAGCUCUGUAGAGAGUGCCAGUACCCUGGCCGGCAUCAACCCAGAGGCGGUCAUCAGCAGACUGACCCUCCCAGAGUCGAUGGGGACCAGCAUGUGGGGCGGCAGCGUGGACCUCAGCCUGGAGGCCAACGCCAUCGCCCUCCGAUACCUAAGCGACCAGCAGCUCUCCAGGCUCUCUGUAGGGGGAGGGCAACAGCCCCCCAGGGCCCGUCCCAGGUUCAGCCCCUGCACACUGCUCUCAGAGAAGCCCCCAACGGAGAAGAGCGCCAUGGGACAGAGCAGUAUUCUGUCUCCGAACAACAUGUCUUUAGCCACCCGCAAGUACAUGAAGAGAUACGGGCUGAUAGAGGAGGGGAGCGGGAGUGAGGAGGAGGAGAGGGCCGAGGGGGAGCAAUCGGAGAUGGGAUACACUGUACAGUUCCAUGUUCAACCGGAACAAGAAGGACUAGGAGAGUGGGAGCACAAAGGUUUGGUUCUGAAAAACAUCACAAACGAGUUGCCCCACUCCGACCCUGUCCACCCCCAGGCACUGCAUGCAGACUCUCAAAGCCAGCUACUCAGAGACUUGCGUCCUAAAAUGCAGCUUUUGGCCCGCGGCGCCAAACACAGUUUGGAGAAGGAGAAUGGCGCCAAACAGCGGCCAUCUUUUGGAAAAAUGCAGAGGGAGUGUCCUCAACCAGAAGGGUCGAUGGGAAAUUUCUUGGACCUAAGUAGACUUCGACAGCUGCCGAAACUCUUCUAAAGGACCCAUGGGAACUAAUGCAAAGGGAACUCAAAAUGACAAAUGAAAUGUAUUGUCGAAUCCAUUGGGAUUUGUCAGUUUGCUUGUUUCCUUAGUAAGAGGUUUUUAAAUGCUUCCAUACAUUUUUGUUUACAAUAAAAACAAUUAUGCCUCUUUAUUUUAAUCUUCAUGGUGCUCAUUGUAAUGUAUACAUGUGUGUGUGACCGCUGAUUGACAGAGAUUGUUACCAAAUCACCACAGUGCUCUUUUGUCUGUGAGCAAAAUGAUUCUCCUCUUUCUACUACUACCACUUGGAGGAGGGUGUAGUGUCAUGAUGUAGCUCUUUUCAAUGGUGGCAGCUAGGUCCUUUUUAUCUAUUUUUAUUUUAAAUGCUUUUGAUUUUCAACAUGCCAUGGAUGCCAAUUGUCUAAACCGUUGUAAAAGCUAUUUAAUUUACAAUUUGGCCGUUUAUUGAUAACCACUAUACCAAUCUC